This is a messenger RNA of Oryzias melastigma (Indian medaka), 3784 nucleotides long. RefSeq names its product homeobox protein unc-4 homolog. Gene Ontology annotation, biological process: regulation of DNA-templated transcription. NCBI's taxonomy places the organism in Eukaryota, Metazoa, Chordata, Actinopteri, Beloniformes, Adrianichthyidae. Gene Ontology annotation, molecular function: DNA-binding transcription factor activity, RNA polymerase II-specific; sequence-specific double-stranded DNA binding. The transcript is spliced from 3 exons. The record is from RefSeq and is a predicted model, not a curated record. Bases 1016 to 2548 code for a protein of 510 amino acids.
UGUGUGCUUUUAGGUUGCCUUUAUACAACAUCCAUUUGUGAUGAUGAAAGAUAAAAGCACUUAUUUAUACUGACUUUGUUAGUUCUAAUCUUUAUUUGAGGAAACUUGUGGCUUUACAGUUCCAGCAGUUGAUCCUCUCCCCCCCAGGAUUAAUUUAAGACUGAUCAAGUCUGUUUUCUCAGACUGGAAAGGCUGCAUGCUGUGGACCACAGUCCACUUUACAAGUGAACAUUAGUGUAAACUGUUCAGGUGAAAAAUCGAAGUCAUGAAAAGUCAGGCAGUGGAUGCAGUGCAGUGUGUGUUUGUGUGUGCGUGAGGAGAGAGGCUUGUUCUUGAGAAUAUGAUGUGACAAGCUCAGGGGGGAGAACAGGGGCGGGGGUGGGGAAUAAAGGUUCUGUUAUUGGAUCAAUCUGGCCCUGAAUGCCCCUGCAAAAACACUUACACAGUCUGUAGGCGUCAGCUUGAGCAAUUACCCCAAUGAAGGGAACCGAAAAGGAGGAAGAGGCGCUCGGUUUUUAUUGUGGGCUGGAAUAAAAGGUGCUUUCCUGCUUCCUUCACUUGGUUGUUUUGACAGCUCUGAAUUAAAGAGCGCGCCAGGUAAUUAGUGAUUGAUCCAGAAGAGGGGAAAAAAGGGAAAACUCGCUUUGCUUUUACUCCAUUAACCGCGUCUCUGACGUCACCGCGCGAUUAACGCUUCUGAUUGGUGGAGCGGGCAGAUGGGGGAGUCCUAAUGAGCUCGCCCCAAAGCGCUGGGUUAACAUCUCGGCUGGAUCGUAAACGCGGAGCAGCUCCCAGUCAGAGCCGGGCUCCUUCGCUCCUUUGCUCCUUUGCUCCGCCGCGCCGGUAAACAGACAGCAACGGUGGCCGCGCGGGUUUGAGCGCGCGCGCGCUUCCUGCCCCUCUCUCUGCCGCUCCUCCCGCUUCUCUGUCGACUCCCUGACUUUUUUGACUGCAUGUUCAGCCACACGCUCGCCCUCUGCAUCUUCACUCGGUCCCCGCCGCGUCCCCGGCGAGCAUGGACGGCCGCGUGCUCGAGCAUCCUCACGCCCAGUUCGGAGGCUCCCUGGGCGGGCUGGUGGGCUUCCCGUACCCGCUCGGUGCUCACCACCACCAUCGCCAUCACCAGCACGUUUACGAGCUGGCGGGCGGACACCAGCUGCAGUCCGCCGUCCCCUUCUCUAUAGACGGAUUACUGAACGGCUCCUGCUCGGCGUCUGUGGUCAGCUCCAACCCGCUGCUCAGCUCCGACAGCCAGCAGUUCAAACUCUCAGACUCCGGGGACCCCGAUAAGGACAAUCCCGGAUGCAAGCGGAGACGCACGAGGACGAAUUUCACGGGGUGGCAGCUGGAGGAGCUCGAGAAGGCUUUCAACGAGAGCCACUAUCCAGAUGUGUUCAUGCGGGAGGCGCUGGCUCUCAGGCUGGACCUGGUGGAGUCCAGGGUGCAGGUGUGGUUCCAAAACAGACGGGCUAAAUGGAGGAAAAAGGAAAACACAAAGAAAGGGCCGGGCCGGCCCGCUCACAACUCCCAUCCGACCACGUGCAGCGGCGAGCCCAUGGACCCCGAGGAGAUCGCACAAAGGGAGCGGGAGCGGGCCGAGAAGAAGAAGCGGAAGCAGGAGAGGAAGCUGCUGAAGUCGCAGAACAAACUCCUCUCGGGCGACAGCUUCCACACGCCCGGGGGCUCGGAGAGCGACAGCGGCGUCUCCCAGUUCACCGACAGCGAGCAGCAGCCCUCCAACGGGACCCUCCACAUCGAACUGCCAGCAACAAACGGUGCGGGAGGACACCAAACCGAAACCAGCUGUGACCAAACGCAACACGACUUCAGUCAAAUACAAAGCCACCAAAGAACCGCGGGAGAGGGCGAGCAGGUUUCUCCAGGCAGCACGCACAGCUCCAGUCCUGAAGGCCCGAGGUCCUCUGCUCUGCAGAAACGGAACCCCUUCAGCGUGGAGAGCCUCCUGGCGAACACCAUGCCUCGACGCAAACCUCCGCUGGACUUCCCUUCGCUGCCUAAUCAGAGAGCACUGGUGGGUAAAGGCCACUUUUUGCUUUACCCAAUUACCCAUCAGCCUUUGGGGUUUCUAGUGCCCCAAACAGCCCUGAGAGUCCCGCCCUGUCAGGACAGCCUACACAGACUCGGACAGCGGUGUGCUCCAAACGGAGGGAGCCCCACUCCCUGCGACCUUUCCACCUUUGGCAGCGUCCCUUUAGACUCGGACAGUAUGGAACGUAGCACACAGCAUCACAAAAGAGUGGAGGAGAGGGACAGAGAGGAGUGUGGUGGUGGUGGUGACUGCAGCAGCAGCAGCAGCGUCCCCGCGUCCCCCGCCGCCGCAGCCAGGCUGAGCUGCACGCAGUCCAGCUGCACCAGCGAGGAGAAGACGAGCUCGGAAGUUCAAACGGAGGCAGGGACCGACGGCUGCCAGUCUGCAGAGAGCGACAGGGAGGCGCAAGCCUCUCCAGACCUCUCUGAGCGUCUGGAGCCAAACACAGACUGUCAAGAAAAGCCCGGCACAGAUGGAGAGGAUGUCGAUAUGGACUAACACUUGCAGGGAGCAAACAUAAACAAAGGAGCAGGACUAUAAAGACUAUUCAAACAUUCCCAAAGCUCUGCCGAAACACUCUGAAACAUAUCAGGAAUCAGGAGACUUAAUCCUCAUCUAUUUUUUAAUCAUAAGGUGUGAUCAAUCUUCAUGGCCUCUGCAGGCUUACAGCUUAGGUUUCCACAACCUCUGUUUUUUUUUGUUGGUGAACAGCUUGUAACAAAUAGGCUUCAAUAAAAACACACAACAAAGAUCCUCAGAUAUUGUAAAGAUUAGAAAAUGAUAUUUAUAUGUAAAACCUUUUGAUAAAUAAAGUUAUUGUUUAAAUUGAAUCCCUGUUUUUGUCUUAGAGGAGAAAAGGGAGUAGUUUGGUCACAUUACAGGAGAUAAAUCCCCCCUUUUCCCUCAGUGUAGUGAGCAGAGCCCGGCUCAAGUCCGCCUGGCUGUUUGUAUUUAUUGCUUUAACAAAUUUAUUCAUUUGAAGGGCCGAGCUGGAAUGAGGUUAGUGGCCGCGGGCUGUAGGGCCCUGCGUCUCCUGCUGAGUUUUGAUAUGAAAGUAAUUAUUUUCCCACUGGCUGCCGCGGGUCUGGAGGCAGUUUUUCUCCCCUCACCUCCUCCCCCUCCUCCCCUCCUUUCAGCCCAAAGGGUUAUUAGACAUUACCGAUUUCUGGUGAUACGGAAUCACAUAAACUUCCUACAAUAAUAGAAUUAGCAUGAAAGGCAGGGAUGUCAAAUUGAAAUGGGAAAAUAAUAGCCCGCGCCAGCUGCAGCGGCUGGCGUGCGCGCGUGUGCGUCAGCGCGCGCGGCGCAGACGUCUAUUUGGGGAGGGAGAUGGAGGCAGAUUCGUGGGGCGGAAUUUUCAUGAGCUGCCGCGGCUGUCAGACGGCCCUUGUAGUCGGCUAUAUUAAGAUAGAUGUUCGAUGAUAUCCCUCAUUGUUCUGUCGCUUAUAUUGAUGUUGCUGUGUUAUCGCCCUAUUGAUCAUGUGUCGCACAUAAUAGGACAGGCGCGCACCCGCCUGCCUGCCUGCGCCUGCCUGCGCCUUUCUACAAAAGCGCCCGGGCCCCUCGUCAUUUGUUCUAAUAGGACUGUGAGUCCCUCAGGGGGGGAGACAGAUAAGGAGAAAAAAGGAGGAGAGUGAUGUGCUGGGCGUGCAUUGUUAUGAUUUUGUGUUAUUUUUUUUUUACUUUUUGGGGUUCUGUGCGCGCACCUGCUCAGAAAAAGCGUCGAUUCCCCAA